AUGGAUAUUAAUAAAUUGUUUGAUGUCAAGGAUAAAGUUGUUCUUGUUACCGGUGGAGGUCGUGGGAUCGGUCUUAUGAUUGCUACAGGUUUUGUUUCUGCUGGAGCCAAAGUGUAUAUCUCUUCACGAACAGCAUCAGUCUGUGAUAAAGACCUGGCCAAUGUAUCUCGAUCCCUGCAGAUCUGUCUUCUUUGGAAGAAUGCCAACGAUUGGCUCAAGAAUUAUCUAAGCAUGAAUCAUUUGGAUGUGCUCGUGAAUAACAGUGGCACCAAUUAUAAUGCUACCAUUGAAGAAUACCCUGAUGACAUGUUUGACAAAGUUCUCAACUUGAAUUUGAAACGAAUCUUUACUUUGACUCAAGCCUGUCUUCCAUUAUUAAAGUCAAAUGCUACUGGUGAUUCUCCUAGUCGUGUGAUCAAUAUUGGAUCAGUUGAUGGUAUUAGACCACCUCCUCAAACCACAUUUGCUUAUUCUGCUUCCAAGGCUGGUCUCCAUCAUUUAACCAAACAUAUGGCUUCUCAAUUAGGUGAAGAAAAUAUCUUAUUCAAUACAGUGGCUCCUGGUGCAUUCCGAUCCAAGAUGAUGAAGGCAACUUUAGAUGCAUUUGAAGAAGUGAUCAAAUCCAAAAUCCCUCUAGGUCGGAUUGGUGAACCUGAAGAUAUUGCUGGAACUGUCUUAUACCUUUCUUCUCGCGCUGGUCAAUAUACUACUGGAGCUGUGAUUGUGGUCGAUGGUGGUGUCGUGGCCGGUGCCAAGUUGUGA
Halteromyces radiatus is the source of this 762-nucleotide messenger RNA. RefSeq lists its product as uncharacterized. The record is from RefSeq and is a predicted model, not a curated record. Lineage: Eukaryota; Fungi; Mucoromycota; Mucoromycetes; Mucorales; Cunninghamellaceae. Gene Ontology annotation, molecular function: oxidoreductase activity. Bases 1 to 762 code for a protein of 253 amino acids. The transcript is spliced from 7 exons.